CUCGCGCUUCCGGCGGCGGGAGGGACGCGUGGCCGCGGGCGGGGAGCGCUGCUUUCCGCGGGGGGUGCCGGGCAUGCUGUCCCUCCUGGUCAGGGCCGCCGCCACGGCCGCCCCGCUGCGCUCGCUGUGCCGCUCGUCCCUGUGCUCGCUGGCUCCGUGGGGACGGGCGGCGGGGCUGCCCGCGGCCUGUCCGACCUGGGCCCCGCCGCCGUGGUGGGCUCCCCGCGGGCUGCUGGCCGUGUUGCCGCCGCAGCUCGGGCCGCCACCGGCGGCCGGGCUGAAGACGAAGACGGCGCUGAGGAGGCGCUGCAAGGACUGCUACAUCGUGCGGCGGCGCGGGCGGCUCUACGUGUGCUGCAAGAGCAACCCCCGGCACAAGCAGCGCAAGGGGUAGCGCCGGCCGGGAGCCCGCAGCGCACAGAGCUGGCGCCGUGCUCGGCGGCCGGGCCCGGAGCCCCACGCUGGCCCGCGGCCUCCGGGAGCUGGCAGCUGGGGACACGAGUCCCGGAAUCGUGUGCCUGACAGUGUUUCAUCUUUGGAACACCGAGAGCGAGGUGCGGUCUUGGCGGCCCUGUCCGGAAUUUCAGGCCUUGGAUGCGGAGAGCUGAAGUGGGAAACAACAGGCUUCAGGAUCUCUUGUCGUCCGAAACGUGAAGCCUUAAAAUCACCGCGCUGUUAAAUUAGGAAGGGUGAAGCUGGAUCACUGGACUCUGAGGUGCAUUUGGGUUUAAUUAAGCAAAAUGAAAAUAAACUCCAUUGAUUUUCAUUAGAACUACAA
This is a messenger RNA of Agelaius phoeniceus (red-winged blackbird), 778 nucleotides long. RefSeq names its product mitochondrial ribosomal protein L36 (gene MRPL36). The record is from RefSeq and is a predicted model, not a curated record. Lineage: Eukaryota; Metazoa; Chordata; Aves; Passeriformes; Icteridae. Gene Ontology annotation, biological process: translation. Gene Ontology annotation, cellular component: ribosome; mitochondrial large ribosomal subunit. Gene Ontology annotation, molecular function: structural constituent of ribosome.